AUGGAUUCAGCCGAUCGAUCUUUUCUUUCAGAUCUUAGUUAUAACUCCUAUUCCAGUCUUCGUAACGAGGCUACCAUAAACGAGACCUACCGCAACACUCUUGAGAUAUUUGCCUUUGGCAGUUACGGCGAUUACAAAGCCAAUCAUGAAAAAGUGCUGGAGCUCACCCCUGCUGAAAUCAUCAAGCUAAGACAGCUGACUCUUCUGUCUGUAGCCUCAGGCCAACGGACUGUGUUGUUUUCCACCAUAAGAAAAGAACUCGAUUUUCAAAACGAUGCCGAACUCAUGAUCACUCUACUGGCCGUUAACAACACGCUUAUCUCGUUCGUGAUGGACCCAGAACAGGAGAGCAUUGAGGUGAUUGAUUGGGCCUCACGCGAGAUCUUUGUGGCGAGUCAGGACUUGCCGUUGAAGCUUUUGAAUGUGGAAAAGGUUCGUGAUAUUGAUAGCUUGAUUAGGAGAUUGGAGAAGUUUAGGAAUGUUAAUGUGGAGAAGGCAUCUGCAUGUUUGAAAACUGGUUCCGUGAAAAGUCUGGAAGGCGAAAGUGUGAGCCAAUCAGAAGCAACACCAGGAAAAAAACGCAGAAUACCGUCUAGUGGAUAG
This is a messenger RNA of Kuraishia capsulata CBS 1993, 603 nucleotides long. RefSeq lists its product as uncharacterized. Bases 1 to 603 code for a protein of 200 amino acids. Gene Ontology annotation, cellular component: COP9 signalosome. The record is from RefSeq and is a predicted model, not a curated record. The transcript is spliced from 3 exons. NCBI's taxonomy places the organism in Eukaryota, Fungi, Ascomycota, Pichiomycetes, Pichiales, Pichiaceae.